CUGAGGGAGGAAGUUCCUAAAGAUGGCGGACAAGGAUCAAGAUAACCGUAUUUUUGUGGGAGGUUUAUCGUAUGACGUCACCGAGCGGCAGCUCGAAAAUGCUUUCAGCCGUUUCGGCAAAAUUGUCGAAUGCCAGCCGUUUUACUCAGGACUGGAUGAAUUUGUUGCUGUCCAUCGUGACUGCUACUUUGUUCCAAUGAGGCUAUUUUUGACAUCUUCCGAGAAAAACAAUAGGUUUGGCCGUCUAAAAGUGCACAUUGGAUUGCCUUUAAGAGUGGUAGCUGUGAACUGUAUGCCCUUGCUGCCAAUAUUUUGUGAUCUAUUUCUGUGGGAUCCUGCUAGGGAUGCGCUCAUGAUGAUUUAGUGGCCAGGUUCCUCAUGUAGCCCAAUUCUUGAAUCGUCUUACACUUGUAUAAACGCAGUGGAUUUGACCACAUUUGGUAAUGUCUACAGAUUUUGUGGAUUAAAAUUAAAUCACCCUCUUUGAGUGCAGCACAUUUGGUCAUCUGCUGUUUGAGAAAAGAAUGGGGUUUUUGAGCAUGAACUUGAUCAUGCUUAGUGCCUGUCAUGUGCUUCUUCAUUCCUCAGUGUCCAAACUUUUAAGUUGAUAUUUCUCUUAUUAACCUGCCUGAAGUCUUCGUAAUCUGGCACAGCAGUGUCUGGGAACAUCACUUAAAAUAAGCUGCAAGAGUUACAGAUGGUUACUGUUAUGGUAGAAGCCACAAGAAGAAAGCUGCAUCUGCUUUGCUAUUAAGUUUUAUAGGAAGUUGUGGUUAUCCCAUGAAUGAGUUUCAAAAAGGUUCAAAUACCAGAUUUGGCCCAAGGUCUUCUGGAGAAUGCUGUCGGUGCUUGGCGGGGAAUAUUUUAUGCCUUUCAUCAGACUUCAGAAAGUCUUUUAUUGUUUUCUUCCUGUGAUUGAGAUUGAUGCCUCCAUUAGUAUUUGUUUUGUAAGUCAGUCCAUCUUCAAUAGUCUUUUAGAACUCAGAGCUUAGUGUCCUGAUUAACCGGGGGAAUCUGAUCAUUGCAUCUUCUAUGUGAAAGUGAAAUUCCAAAGAAUUUGGUUUUUAUUUGAAACAAAGAUCAGCUGAGGUCAGUGAACAUUCAGUUGGCGGAGGCAAUUAUAGUCUUAGAAAUAUCCUGUUUAGUUGUUGUCCGUAUUUAGGCUAAUGUAGUUCAUAAUUGGGUCUAGCAGGCCUUUGUAGCUGGUGAGAAAAAUCAAGCUUCUGGAAAUUCCCCUGCUUCAUGCUGCAGAGUACCUUUGACUCUCAAUGUUGACCGGGUGUUCUGUAUUAAGCCUAUUGUUUACUGUUGAACAGAGCGGUUGUAUGAUGUAAAAGAAAAUGUUUUGUGUGAAAAGGUUGCUUGGUCGCCCACUUGCUCUGUUUUCGAGUUCUUGUUUUUCGCGGAGAUGCAGAGCCAAUAUUCUAGAAAAGUCUGGACAAAUUCCAGUGACUUUUAGGUUGAUGUGAUGGCAAUAUUUGUAUGAAGAGAAAUUCUUCAUGAAAGUGAAGACCACAAUUUGGAAUGUCCUUCUUGCUGGAUGUUAUCACUAAAUAUCCAUUUAGAGAGGAUAUAUGUUUAAGAAGCUUUUUCCGCUAAUCCAGCCUGUCUCUGAUAAUAUUAUUCUGUGCCCAUGUUUCCGCGUAUAAUUGGAGUAAAUUGUCAGAAAAUGGUCUCAUUCUGGUUGAGUUCUAGCACUUUAUCUCUACUCACAUUAAAUACUGGAUUUAGUAACAAAACCAUAAUUUCUGGCACAAUUGUCUUCAUGUGGAUGUACCAUUGGCGGAUCCAUGAAUUUGUUGCUUUUGAAUGUGGCAAGACCUUUGAAGGUGGAAUUUGAUAUGAAAAGAUUUACAACAAUAUUAAGCUCUUGCUGUGGCUGCAAGGUCAAGCUUUUAACAGUUGGUGGAUACUUUCCUGUUAUGUUAUUGCUGGAAAUGCAAUGGUUUACAGCCAUGAACGGAAGUAUAAUGAGUACAAUACGGUUAUUAUAAGAGAGAUCAAGUGGUCAUCUAAUAGAUUAUAUUCUGAUUGAGAACCCAUCCUUGUUUGGUUGCAUGAUUUUUCUGUUAUCGGUCUUUGUUCUGCGGAAGGCCUGAGUAAAAACUAAUAUCAGACGAUGAUUCUACAAUUCCACAGAGCUACUCAUGUUAUGCUGGAAAGAGAUACAGGCCGUCCUCGUGGAUUUGGCUUUCUGACCUUUGCUGAUCGACGGGCAAUGGAGGAUGCAAUCAGGGAUAUGCAUGGUAGAGAGUUUGGAGAGCGAGUCAUCUCAGUUAACAAGGCCCAACCGAAAAUGGGAGGUGAUGAUCCAGGACAUGGCUAUGGAGGUUAUUCAUCAGGUGGAAGAGGGGGCUACGGUGGAGAUAGAUCAGCACGGCAGGAUGAUUGCUUCAAAUGCGGCCGACCAGGACACUGGGCCCGAGAUUGUCCAUCAGCAGGUGCUGGUCGAGGUGCUCGUCCAUUCUCGCCUCCACGUGCUAGGUAUGCCGGAACUGGUGGCCGUGGGGAUCGCCAUGCAGAUUAUCGUGACAGAUAUGUGGAUGACAGAUAUGACAGAGGUCGUUAUGGUGAUAGAGAUCGUUAUGACAUCAGAGAUGAUCGAUAUGGAAGCCGUGAUCGAUAUGUGACUGACAGGUACCCCCCAGCUGGAGACCGCUUUCCCGCGGAUAGGUAUGGGGCACCUGAUCGUUACCCUCAGAAUGUAUACGGCAAAGACAGGGCUUAUGAUAGAGAUGCGGGACCCCGAGGUAGCAGUGACAGAUAUGGAGGUGCUGCAGGUAUGGGGCCCCCUCGAUAUGAGGGAAGAAGCUACAGGGACAGGCCCGGUCCCUAUGACCGCCCUAGGAGGGGAGGGCGACCCCCUUCCUUGGAACGCUACUGAAAGGUCUUGCGAAGUUUCUUCUGUUUAACAAGAUCAUUUAGACAUUCUGACAUGAAUUCAGUUUUAAGCUACCUUGCUUUAGCAUUGUACCCUUGUUAUCAAUUAGAAUUGGCGGAUGAAGUAGCCUGUUAUUUGCUUUCAUCAUAAACUAUCAUGGUUUACAGUUAUAUUUAUGUGUAUGGUGGCAGUUUGUGUCUGGAUGCGAAUUACACUCCAUUUCACUUGCCUGGACUGUUGGUAUUGAGUAGAUUGUAAACUUCA
Molecule: messenger RNA, 3145 nt
Organism: Sesamum indicum (sesame)
Lineage: Eukaryota; Viridiplantae; Streptophyta; Magnoliopsida; Lamiales; Pedaliaceae
Product: glycine-rich RNA-binding protein RZ1B
Cellular component (GO): nucleus
Molecular function (GO): zinc ion binding; mRNA binding
Source: RefSeq, a predicted model, not a curated record